GAUUUUUCCGCACAUUGCAAAAUGCUGGCGUCCAUGCUGCGCAGCCGGCGCGCGCUGACUUCGCUCGCGAAGGUGACGCCGCUCGAGGCGCAGGAGGCCGUCGAGCUCACGUGGACGGACGGCUUCUCGGCCAAGUUCCACAAGAUCUGGCUGCGAGACCAUUGCACGUGCGCGCACUGCCAGCACCCGACGACCAAGCAGCGCCAAAUCCACUCGGCCACGAUUCCUCUGAGCUCGCCGGCGACGAUGGCGGUCGCGCCGGACGCGCUCACAAUUCACUGGAAGGACGUUGUUGUCGGGUCGUCCUGCACGCACAGCGCUUUCUCGAGCCAGUGGCUGCGGGACCACGUCUACUCGACGCCCAAGACGACGUAUCCGCACGAGUACCGGCAAGAGCGCCUCGACAACAAGGUGCUUUGGGACAAGCAUUUGGUGAUGCCGACAUCGACGUAUCAAGCGAUGAUGGGCGAUGGGUUCCGGGCUGGUAUGCAGCUACUGCAGAAGCACGGUCUUCUCCUCAUCAAGAAGACACCCAACUCGAUGGACGACACGGAGGCCUUCGCCCGGCGCAUCGGCUUCGUCCUCGAGACGGUCUACGGCACCAUGUGGACGACGCGACCAAAGACGGCCGAAAUGAGCUACAACGACACGGCGUCGACGAACUUGGAGCUCCAAGCGCACACGGAUAGCACGUAUCUGUACACGCCGCCGGGUCUUCAGAUCUUCAACUGCGUCCAGCAGGCGGCCGGCGGCCCCACGGACGGCGCGAGCCGGUACGUGGACGGCUUCCACGUGGCCGAGUGGCUCCGAGAGCACGCGCCCGAGGCCUUUGCCUUCUUCAGCAAAACGCCGCUGCCGUUCUACUGCCUCGACGACGAUACGUCGCUGGCGACGAUGAAGACGGUCAUCGACGUCGACUACCGCGGCAAUGUCCAGGGCUUCCGACUCAACGACGGCGACCGCGCAGCGCUCACGCACCUUUCGUUUGAAGACACGUUUGCGUUCUACAAGCACCACAAGGAGCUCUGGCGGGCGAUUAACCACCUCGAGCUCGUCCACAAGCUCGACGAAGGCGACAUGAUGGUCGUCGACAACAACCGCGUCAUGCACGGCCGCCACGCGUUCGAGGGCGAGCGCGCGCUCAUCGGGUGCUAUAUCGGCAAGACCGAGUACGACAGCCGUCUCCGUGUCCUCGGGCUCCUGUAACUGCACGCACUAUAGAAUGUUUUUUCAAA
Messenger RNA from Saprolegnia parasitica CBS 223.65, 1235 nucleotides. RefSeq lists its product as hypothetical. Lineage: Eukaryota; Oomycota; Saprolegniomycetes; Saprolegniales; Saprolegniaceae. The record is from RefSeq and is a predicted model, not a curated record. Gene Ontology annotation, molecular function: oxidoreductase activity. Gene Ontology annotation, biological process: carnitine biosynthetic process. Gene Ontology annotation, cellular component: mitochondrion. The transcript is spliced from 3 exons. Bases 22 to 1206 code for a protein of 394 amino acids.